Manis javanica (Malayan pangolin) is the source of this 1227-nucleotide messenger RNA. RefSeq names its product junctional sarcoplasmic reticulum protein 1 (gene JSRP1). Lineage: Eukaryota; Metazoa; Chordata; Mammalia; Pholidota; Manidae. Gene Ontology annotation, biological process: skeletal muscle contraction; regulation of ryanodine-sensitive calcium-release channel activity. Gene Ontology annotation, cellular component: sarcoplasmic reticulum. The record is from RefSeq and is a predicted model, not a curated record.
CUCGGGCCACCUGUUGCUGUCUGUCCCUGGGCCACCCUCUGCGAGCUCCAUCCCGUCCACCAGGCCAGCGUGGCGGCUGUGGACUAGAGGCGCGUGCCCCUCCCACACCGCCCUGCUCCGGCCCCAGGGAACGGCCGCCUUUCUACCCAGGGGCAGCAUACACUACCACGGGCAGCCCACGGCACUGGAGACCCCGAAAGCGGGGCUUUGGCGUCUCCAUGACAACCAAGGCCUUGGAAGAACUGGAUGGAGGAGGUCUGGGCAGCUGCCAGGCAGGUGAGGACCUCUCUGCACUGACUGACCCCUGCCCAGGCCAACCUCAGGAGGGCAGGACUCAAGUGACACCCAGGCUGGCCGACUCCAGCAGCUACCCUCCUGAUUCUCAGGAGCCGGUGGCUGAGGGCAGCCCCAGAGAGGACGUGGAUGCCAGGCUCAAGAAGACAGAAAAGGAGCCUGUGACCAGAGAGCCCCUAGGACCUGCGAAGUUGACGCAGAGAGCAGGGGCAGUGCCCCGGAGCCCUGCGCGGAAGAAGGCGCAGGCCGCCCCGCCCGCCCCGCCGCCGCCGCCGCCCGCCGCGAGCGAGGAGCUGCCCUGGGGGGAAGUGUCUCUCACCAAGUGCCUGGUGCUCGCCUCCCUCGUGGCGCUGCUGGGCUCGGCCUUCCAGCUGUGCCGCGACGCUGUGGCGGGGGCGGCGGACACCCCAGCGCCUGUCCCUGAGCCGUGGGUCCCACCACGCUCAGCCCCGAAGGAGCCAGUGGAGCCCCUGCAGAAGCCAGUGGCCUGGGCGCCCCCACCACAGCCGCCUGCGCCCCAGGCAGAGGCAGAGGCUAGGGGCAAGGUCCCAGGCAGCGGGGAGGAGUGCCCACCUCUUACCAACCGCGGGCCCAAGGAGAGGCCGCUGAAGAAGGAGAGGCCACGGAGGGAGAGGCCUCGGAGGGAAGAGAAGCCACGGAGGGCCGAGAAGCCACGGGCUGCCGGGGAGCCCCGGGGAGCCCUACCCCGGCGCGGGGAGACCCGCGAAGGGGGCCAUCGGCCGUGGGCGCGGGACUCCGGAGACUCUGAGAACAGGAAGAGGCAGGCCUGGGACUCCCCGAGGCGCCCCAACGAGGAGGACCGGCCGCCGGGACGCCUGAAGCAUCGCGUAGGCAAGGGGAGGGACUAAGUAGGACCUGGGUUCAGGAAUCCCCGUGGCCCCGAGGUUGCAGUGAAAUAAAGGGAAUACUGCA